AUGCCGACGUCUACAAAAACCAUAUCCGCUGAAAUAUCACUUCAGUACCUCAUUUGGAUUCAUGUGUUCCCGUAUAUUUCCAAACGAGGAAAUAGUAUUAGGCGAAGAGCCUCAGCUUCGGGGCGAGGUCCCCUCCCGCGUACCCCUAGUCCCCCAACAACCUCCCAUGCACGGCCCCAAUUAUACUCUCCAGAAAGUUGGCAAUACCAAGUAGCGGAGAAUCUUCUUAGGGCCAGCCGCACGAGCCAUGGAUCGUCUUCCACUGACACAUACGGCACUUCCUCAGCGACUCCUAAACAAACCGAUAGGCUAGACACUCGCACUUCCACACCAAUUUCACAAAAGAAUGCUGAAGGAUCAAGCACGCAAACGCCAGCGUCAACGGUAACCCCGGCAACACCGGUAACUCCAACAGAUCCGCAAGGAGGAACUAUACAAGAGCAUGUAGCUAUACGAAUUCAAGAAGACGAGAAUAAAAGUCGAGGUGGCAGUGUUCCUCGACGAAAGAGUAAAAGACUUUCGCGCAGUUUAUCACAUGGAUCUUGGCCCGGUUGGGCUUCAUUAUAUUAUUCGAAAUUUGAUAAUGCGACAGAUACGCCUAUCACUUCUCAGGGAAGUUCUAGUGGCGAUAAAAGCAAAGAUACCAAAACUGCAAAAGACAAAUCCAAUGCAGACGCAGAUACUGCAAGCGCUACUUCGAUUACACAGCCAAUUCAAGGUAGCAGCACACAGAAAAUUUCAUUCUCCUCCUCCCAACCGCCGCCCUCUUCUUCAGUAUCGCUUACCCAACGCUCAAGUCGAGAUGUCCAACCUCCCAUACCGGUUCAACAGAAACGUCCUUCUCCAUCGUCAUCCGUAGAUGACGAGCCUACACGAGCCUGGAGUCCAUAUGUGCGUGACCCCAUAGUCGUAUGUCCAACCGGGUCAAUUCUCUUUUUGUUUGGAUUUCUAUUCCCACCAUUGUGGUGGAUUGGAUCUUUUUAUCCUCGACGUCCACGGACAAGCGCACAUGAACGAUGGAAGAUGUAUAAUAGAUUAAUGUCUGUGGUAUCGUCGUUUAUAAUUGCGGGAAUUUUGGGAAUUGCUAUCUGGUAUUUGGUUCAUAAAUCCAAAAAUAGUGUGUGA
Paraglomus occultum is the source of this 1125-nucleotide messenger RNA. NCBI's taxonomy places the organism in Eukaryota, Fungi, Glomeromycota, Glomeromycetes, Paraglomerales, Paraglomeraceae. The record is from the annotation of a GenBank genome assembly.